GCCUCCCGGUGAGAGGUCAGGGGGAGGGAGCGCGGCGGCAGCGAUGAUGGCGGCCUCGAAGCCGCAGGGCGGCGCGCAGGGAAAGCCGGGCCGGCGGCGCGCAGGAAAUAAGCAUUCAGCUGCUCUGAAGAAUGAAGAUGCUGUUCAGAGGAAAGCAGCCCUGGAAGCUGCUAUUAGAAAGAAAAUUGAAUUUGAGAAAAAAGCACUAUAUACUGUUGAACAACUGCUGGAAGAGAACAUUACUGAAGAGUUCCUUGUGAAUUCUGGAAAAAUUAUUACACCGUCUCACUAUAAAGACAUUGUUGACGAACGUUCUAUCAUCAAACUAUGCGGUUAUCCUCUGUGUCAAAAUAAACUGGAAAACGUGCCAAAACAGAAGUACAGAAUUUCAACGAAAACAAACAGAGUUUAUGAUAUUACUGAAAGAAAGUGUUUUUGCAGCAACUUUUGCUAUAGAGCAUCUAAAUAUUUUGAAGCUCAAAUUUCCAAAAGUCCGGUAUGGAUGCGAGAAGAAGAAAAACCACCAGACAUAGAGCUGCUGAAAGAGGGACAGAGUGGUCAGUCUGGAGAAGAGGUGAAACUAUGUGAUGAAGUAAUUAAAGCUUCUGACAUUGAAAAUCCUAGGGAAUCUUCAAACCCAUGUGAAUCUGGUUUUGCUGGCACUGUCAGUGACAGCAGUAGUGAUACCGAACAAGAAUUUGUUUCUUCUGUUCUACCAGGAAGUCAGUCAAGUUCAGCCAGUCUUGCACAACAAUUGCACAGAAAAAGUAUCCUCAAAAAGAAACAUUUUCAGAAAGCAUAUUCCAGCCCUAAAAAUGAAGACUUGGAUGUGGUAGAAGCCACUGAACAACUCUCUAAUUGUAAGCUAACUGUAACUCCAUCAAAAAAUACUAUUCCUGGAAAAUCAAAUACUGCAGAAAACUAUGAAAAUACCUGUAGUGGUUCACAGAUAGUUUUUUUGGGUGUGAGCAAAAAAGGGGCAGAACAGCUUAAAAGGAUGCUGGCUAACUCAAAACAACAUAAAAAGUAUGAACUGAGGGAUCCAGUUAAUUGUCUGGCUGCCAAAGGCAGUUUAUUAGAAGUGCUUAAGCAAACCUUUAUGGAAUGGAGAACUGAAGAAACUUUAAAAUUUCUCUAUGGUUCAGACUAUGCUUCUUUGUGCUCAUCAGAAUGCACAUCAGCUGCCAACCAAGAGAAUGAAGAACUUGAUGAGGAUGACUUAGAUGCAGCUGAUGAUCUUAGUAGUAUUGCUACAGGGGAGUCUGAAAACAGUUUGAACCGUUCUUUACCUUUUAGAGGUUCGAGUGGAGUAAUUAAGCCUGUGCCUAGUUACGAAAAGUUAAAAGAAGAAACAGAAUUUCUGGAACUCCGAGUAAAAGAGUUCUAUAAAGGAAAGUGCAUCAUGGCUGAAGAGGCAGUGACGCAUGCACAAGUAGAGGAGCGUCACAGCAGAGAUAAAGAUGAUCAACAGGAAGAUCUCACCUUCCCACUUGUUGAUUCAAAUGCACAAAUGCAGAUUAGAAAGAGGAUUGUCCUUGAAAAACUGAGAAAAGCAUUACCUGCAGUUUUGGGCCCUCUUCAGAUUACCUUAGGUGAUGUUUACACAGAGCUAAAAAGUCUUGUCAAAACUUUCCGGUUAACAAACAGAAAUAUUAUUCACAAAAUGCCCGAAUGGACUCUAAUUGCUAUUGUCUUGUUAUCUGCAUUGUCACAAGUUAUUCCAGUUUUCAAAAAUAGUCAGAAGAGCCCAAUGUAUACACAGUUCCUGUCUACAUUACUAGAAGAGCUGCAGUUCAAAAAUGAAGAUCUUGAAAGUUUAACGAGAAUAUUUAGAAAGGACAACUUACCUGAGUGAACAAGAUGGUCAUCUUAACAUCUUCUGCUGUCUGAAGUGGUGGAAUUGGGUAAAGAAGAGGAAAAAUGAAUGUUAGCACGGAGGGCUAAGGAAACUUCUGCUGGCAUCUUUCCUGUUGACUCAGUGCAUGAAACAGUAUUCUCUAAGAACGAUGAAGACAGUUUCCAAAGAUGUCUGGACUACAGCCUGUUAACGUGCUACUUCUAAGAAAAAGGGUGAUCUUUUGAACUUGUGUAAAACUUAUUUUUAAGCAUUCUCUAAUUGUUAGUACUUUGGGCUUUAAAAUAGUUUUUUAAUAACAAAAGACUUGAUUUUUGGCUUUUGGUAGUCAUUUCAUUUACAAUAGUUGUUUUGUUUAGAUUGAGAAUGUUUUGACUUGUCCCUAUUACUAACUAAUUAGAAAAUGAAAUUUAAAAUUAAUCCACUUGUAAUUCUCAGUGAUGUUGUAAGAUGGUGUAUUGUAUAGUUCUCAGUUCAUAGCACGCUGUCCUGUGACAGGCUGGAAAAGAAAGUUGUAACUGACAGUGCUUAGUCUGCAGUAAAUGCCAUCACUUGUUAUGGCUGAAGCAACACUUACCAGGACUGCUGCAUGGGAGCUCCAUUGAGAAACAAAGAUUUUUUUUUUUCUUUUGUCUUCUUUCUGUAAUUAGAUACCAAAAGGGAACUCUGCACAUAAUUAGUUUAUUACUGGGUAAUUCCUUCAUUAUAAUCAAAAGAUAAAUAUGUUGAUUUCCCCACAGCUUUGUCCCUGGAAGCUCCAUUGUACAGUAGAGCUUAUUCAGGGGAUGCAUGCUUUUUCGUAACUUACCUGGUAAUAGGAAGUUACACUCAGCUUAACCUGUAAAAGCAAUCAUUUAGAAUGAGGAAGACCUUUAAUGCAGAGUUAAAGCUGUAUGUUUUUCUAAGUAUGUAAUAGGGAAAAAAAAUACCCAUCACAAUUAGAGUGUGUCUGAUGUCAAAUUCGUAAGAAUGCAUGAUGUAAUCUAGAUGCAUUGUUUUGUACCACGAUGGAAAACUCCUUACUUAGAUACAUAUGGAAAGAAGGGACAAGACCUCAUCAAAAGAUCAAAAGAGAAGUUUAUAGAAGACUGAGUAAUGGGUAAGAUACCCUGAGCAAAAAUAAAUCUUAAAUUUUUA
This is a messenger RNA of Dromaius novaehollandiae (emu), 2992 nucleotides long. RefSeq names its product RNA polymerase II associated protein 2 (gene RPAP2). The transcript is spliced from 14 exons. The coding region runs from base 44 to 1855 and encodes 603 amino acids. Gene Ontology annotation, molecular function: RNA polymerase II CTD heptapeptide repeat phosphatase activity; RNA polymerase core enzyme binding. Gene Ontology annotation, cellular component: cytoplasm; nucleus. NCBI's taxonomy places the organism in Eukaryota, Metazoa, Chordata, Aves, Casuariiformes, Dromaiidae. The record is from RefSeq and is a predicted model, not a curated record.